UUUAAGCAAAAUAGCGAAUGUAAAACUCUUAAAAAGAUUUUUUACUUAAAAAUUCAUAACUUUUUAAAUUGUUAAUAUUUUGUGGGAAAAAUUUGAAUGGUAUACUCCAGAGAUAUGAUGCUUUAAGAACAAAAUUAGCGCAAUAGUGCGAAUUUUAUAGAAAAAUAAGAUGCACACUAAUAAGUUGUCGCAAAGAAAUGCACUUAUUUAUAUAAUUAUUUUUACCCCGGCAAUUUCUAUUUAGCCGUAAACUUUCGCUGGUCAAAAUGGCCCCAGUGGUCAAAAUGACUUUGAAGGACUGAAAUAGGAGAAGAUAAGUAAAUGAAAUUAAAAGUAAAUUGAUACACAAGCAUCACAAGAAAAUAAUAAAUAAGAACAAAGAAUAUGAUAUAUAAAUAAAUCGUUGAAAAAUCUGGAUUAAAUUUUGGGAUUGAUACGUGCUGAAAGAUGUGGACCUCCGCGUCUUCGCACAGGGCGAUUCGAAACAAACGUUUGUCGUGCAAUUAGAAUGCACUCUCUUGUCCGAAGCUUAGUUUGUCAGAAUUAAACUUUCUCCUGAAUCACCCUGUAUAACGUGCCAUUCCAACGCGACGACCAAUCAGUACAUAACACGCCUGCUUACUAUUCGAGAGUACCGUUCGAAAGAAAUAUAAUCUGACGCGUGGCCUGUACACGUGUUCGUAGCAAAACCCCCAGUUUGCCUUCGUAAAACUAUAUUUCUGUAAUGCCCGAUUUCUUCACAUCCUUAAGUUAUGUUGCGGUUAAAGUUAACCAGGAGAUCAACUACCAGAUCCAUGCACAUGAUUGGCUAAAACUUGAGAUUAACCUUCGGAUAAUUUUAUCGGGAAGUGAUAAAAUCGGCCAUAAGAAAUUUUGGUAAUCUCUCUGCGCGCAGUUUUACGUCACGGUGCACGAGUAGUCGAGUGUGAUGCGUUUGCUACAGGAAUGUAAACCGGAAGUGAAAAGUCUCCAGCGAGAUGCACCAUUCUCAAGUUGCAUAUAAGAAACUUGUUAGAAAUCUCGGCUGUUUUCAGCCGAGUUACACGCGUCGUGUCCCCCUAAUUGGCUCAUGUAUCGAAUACGAAUCGCACGCACACCCGUUGAUUUAUUUACUUCUUGUAUUGGAGAAAUUCUAAGGGCAAGCUCGUUUCCCGCUUUGUUUACCCAGCGCGUGACUCAUCUAUUGUAGUGCUGAUAAAGUCGGAGCACGAAGUGUAGGUUCUUCCCCGCAGCAGAGAUCGGGGAACCACGUCUUCGAUUUCAGUCGCGGCGAUUGCCAUCGUGCAAUAUAUUCCUCGUGUGCCUGGAAGAGAGUAAAAGAGCAAUAGAAUACGAGAUAACGACGUGGAAUGUCUCGAUCUUGCACGAAUAAACGAAGAACAUUGUGACCGAGAAUAAGCCGGGAGGACUGCGUCAGACGAUCUAUUUCUCUUUUCCUGCGACAUUGUUGUCAGUGGUGUCAUUGAAAAAUGGCAGGCACUAAGUCGGCAAUUAACACGUUACAAGAGAUAUCGAUAAAGCAAGGAUAUAUGCCUAUGUACAAUUUUCUGGAGAGGAUCGAUGGAGGAAAAAACAGCUCUCAAUUUAUAUGCAACGUGUUUUGUAAACAAUUGAGCGCAAAUGGUGUAGGGAGUUGCAAAAAGCAUGCCAAGCUCGAUGCCGCGAAGAAAAUGCUGUUGCUGUUGGGCGCAAAUAAUACUGUCCCGUUCCCGGUGGACGCUCGAUCGUCACCUUCAGUCGCAGACGUGAAACAAAGCCCUGCGAGUGCCUGCGAGGCGUCCCCAUCGUCAACGUACGGCGCACAGCCAACCGUUCACUGUAACUACAUCGGAAUGUUGCAAGAAUUCUGUCAGCAGCAACGCAUCUCGACGCAAGAGAUUGUAUACAAGCUGGUCUACGACGAAGGGCUGCCUCACUUGAAGACGUUCACGAUGGAGGUCCAGUUGGGGAAAUUAUCGGAGAGGGCCACGGCGCAGUGCAAGAAGACCGCCAAGCAAGAGGCUGCAAAGAAGUUGUUGCUGCAACUGAAUCCAAGCAUAGUUAAACCAAAGGUAGCUAGCGUACCUAACGCAGAUGCAGAUAUAACAAAGGGCCUGAGUCAGCUGAACCUGUGCAACAAGAAGGAAGAGCUCGAGAGCAGUAUACGACAGUUGGGUACAGGGAUAUUGGACUGUGUGACGAAAAAGGAAGCGUCGGAUAAGGCCAAGGUGCUCUAUCUCGAGCACACUAAGAAAAAGUACACGAUAAACGAUCAGGCGGCCAGUGCCUUCGGGAUCAAAGAUCUUCAUAUGUUAUUUGAGAAGAAUUACUGCGGCAAGUCUGCGCACAACGUCCAAGAGAGAAUGCGGUCUAUACGGGACGGGUAUGCCCGUCGUAUGGAUUUUCAACAGGCCAAGUGGGACAUCGAGGCCUUAUUGGAGGCCGAGAUACAACAAGUCGUUAUGAGCAGCGUAACGAAGAACCACAUAAUGUGCCUGCGUCUCAUGUCCGCGCCUCGCGUUACGCAAAUGGGCAUAGGCGAGACUAAAUCUGUGGCGCAGUUUCGCGCCAUGUGUAACCUUAUAAACGCUAUCCUGAUACUGCUGAAUGUUUGAGACCACGCGCCG
Molecule: messenger RNA, 2606 nt
Organism: Vollenhovia emeryi
Lineage: Eukaryota; Metazoa; Arthropoda; Insecta; Hymenoptera; Formicidae
Exons: 3
Coding region: 1470-2594 (374 amino acids)
Source: RefSeq, a predicted model, not a curated record